GUUUGAUUGCUUGGAGCUUUUUGUUCUCUCAACUUACUUCAACAUGCCUGCUAAAGUCGCAGCCAAAGGAAAGACUGCCUCGGGCAAGGCCAGCAAGAAGGCCGUCGAAGGCGAAAAGAAGAAGCGCACCCGUCGUCGCCGCGAGUCCUACUCCAUCUACAUCUACAAAGUCCUGAAGCAGGUGCACCCCGACACUGGUGUGUCCAGCAAGGCCAUGAGCAUCAUGAACUCGUUCGUCAGCGACAUCUUCGAGCGCAUCGCUGCCGAGGCCAGCCGCUUGGCUCAUUACAACAAGAAGUCCACCAUCACCAGCAGAGAAAUCCAGACCGCUGUUCGUCUGCUCUUGCCCGGUGAACUGGCCAAGCAUGCUGUCAGCGAGGGUACCAAGGCUGUCACCAAGUACACUAGCUCCAAAUAGAUCGCUUCUGUCUCAAGCAGGGCAUCAAACCCAAGCACAACCGGCUUUUUUCAAAG
Messenger RNA from Sycon ciliatum, 474 nucleotides. Its product is annotated as histone H2B-like. Gene Ontology annotation, molecular function: DNA binding; structural constituent of chromatin; protein heterodimerization activity. NCBI's taxonomy places the organism in Eukaryota, Metazoa, Porifera, Calcarea, Leucosolenida, Sycettidae. The coding region runs from base 44 to 418 and encodes 124 amino acids. The transcript has a single exon. Gene Ontology annotation, cellular component: nucleosome. The record is from RefSeq and is a predicted model, not a curated record.